AUGAUAGUAGGAGUCAGAGAAGGCUUAAAAGCAAAAAUUGCAAAAAACGUGAGAAUGAGGGUUUUUGAAUUGCUUAGCAAAAUUCCGAUAAUAACUAUCGCUUUCGAUUGUCAACCACUCACUGUCUAUUUGGUGAUGUGUUCUUGUCUUGAACAUUUUAAAAAUGGGUACUUAAAUUAUGGAAAGUGGCCCGAGCUGCUGGACGAGUUAAAGUACGAUGUACCUGUGAAGAUAAGAAGAGGAAGAGGAAGAGGUUUCUGUUGGAUCGCCACUUAG
This is a messenger RNA of Debaryomyces hansenii CBS767, 276 nucleotides long. RefSeq names its product DEHA2B16654p. NCBI's taxonomy places the organism in Eukaryota, Fungi, Ascomycota, Pichiomycetes, Serinales, Debaryomycetaceae. The record is from RefSeq and is a predicted model, not a curated record. Bases 1 to 276 code for a protein of 91 amino acids. The transcript has a single exon.